AGAAAACACUUCCAAAAACAAACAAAUCCCAAAUCAAAUCAUAUCAAAACCAACAAUGAAGAUUCACACCAAAGCUUUAGUGCUUCUGCUUCUCUUCACUUUAGAGUUCUCGUUAAGUUUAGCGGCCGAUGAUGGUCCGAAUUUCAGAACUGUGAUUGGAAUCGAUCUGGGGACAACGUACUCUUGUGUGGGCGUGUAUACAAAUGGGCACGUGGAGAUUAUAGCGAACGAUCAAGGGAACAGAAUCACGCCCUCAUGGGUGGCGUUUACUGACACUGAGCGUCUGAUUGGAGAAGCCGCUAAAAAUCAAGCGGCUCUCAAUGCAGAGCGCACUAUCUUUGAUGUUAAACGCCUUAUCGGGAGAAAGUUUGAUGAUCCUGAGGUGCAGAGAGAUAUAAAGUUCUUGCCUUAUAAGGUUGUGAAUAAAGAUGGAAAGCCUUAUAUUCAAGUGAAGGUUAAAGGCGAGACUAAAGUGUUUAGCCCUGAGGAGAUCAGUGCCAUGAUUUUACAGAAGAUGAAAGAAACGGCUGAGGCUUUCUUGGGGAAGAAAAUUAAAGAUGCCGUUAUCACCGUUCCAGCUUAUUUCAAUGAUGCGCAAAGGUUUGCAACUAAGAAUGCAGGCACCAUCGCCGGGCUCAAUGUGGUUGGGAUAAUCAAUGAGUCUGCAGCCGCGGCCACCGCCUACGAUCUACACAACACAAGGGAAGAGGAGAACAUUUUGGUUUAUGAUCUUGGUGGCGAAACCUUUGAUGUAAGUGUUUUGACUGUUGAUAAUGGUGUGUUUGAGGUUCGUGGUACCAGUGGAGAUACCCAUUUUGGAGGUGAGGAUUUUGAUCACAGAGUGAUGGACUAUUUCAUCAAAUUGAUAAAGAAGAAGUAUAACAAAGAUAUUAGUAAGGACAACAAGGCUCUUGGGAAGCUCAGAAGUGAAUGUGAGAGAGCUAAGAGAGCAUUGAGUGGCCAGCACAAAGUUAGAGUUGCGAUUGAGUCACUUCUUGAUGGUGUUGAUAUCUCUGAGUCAUUUACAAGAGCAAGAUUUGAAGAGUUAAAUAUGGAUCUGUUUAAGAAGACUAUGGCACAAGCGAAGAAAGCUCUGGAAGAUGCAGGCUUGAAGAAGACUGAUGUUAAUGAGAUUGUGCUUGUCGGAGACAGUACUAGAAUUCCCAAAAUUCAGCAAUUGUUGAAGGAUUUCUUUGAUGGAAAGGAGCCUAACAAGGGUGUGAAUCCUGAUGAAGCUGUUGCAUAUGGUGCUGCAGUUCAAGGUGGAAUUCUUGGUGGCCAAGGCGUUGAAAUAUUCAGAGAUCUUCUUCCGGUAUUUGUGGUUCCUCUUAGUCUCGGUAUUGAAACAGUUGGUGGUGUUAUGACCAAGUUGAUUCCCAUGUAUACUGUCAUUCCUACUAAGAAAUCUCAGACUUUUACCACUUACCAAGACCAUCAGACUUUUACCACUUACCAAGACCAGCAAACCACAGUAUCCAUCAAGGUAUGA
Molecule: messenger RNA, 1489 nt
Organism: Pistacia vera
Lineage: Eukaryota; Viridiplantae; Streptophyta; Magnoliopsida; Sapindales; Anacardiaceae
Product: probable mediator of RNA polymerase II transcription subunit 37b
Exons: 5
Coding region: 56-1489 (477 amino acids)
Biological process (GO): protein refolding; cellular response to unfolded protein; endoplasmic reticulum unfolded protein response
Cellular component (GO): nucleus; membrane; endoplasmic reticulum lumen
Molecular function (GO): ATP binding; ATP hydrolysis activity; misfolded protein binding
Source: RefSeq, a predicted model, not a curated record